GUGUUGUAAGGUGGUGGCUAGCGUCUUUCUCACAACCAACCACACCGAAACCCUACUUCUCAAAGUUUCUGGCAGAUUAGCCAUAUAGAACAACCUGAGAACUGUUCAGAUAAUCUCUUCCAAGGAUGAAACCUGAAAAGCUAUACGGAAGGGAUGGUGGACCUUUCAAUAUCUCAUCAAAUCGGUUUCACCCCAAAACUUACGGAAGUUCCUUGUUCAGACAGAAGGGUGCUAGAAUUGCCAGUGUGAUCGGUUUAAUAUUUAUUGUCUUUAUGUUUUUCCAUGGCUCUUUCUUCUCAGCUGUCGAGCAAAUACCCUCUUCCUUGUAUACGAUGAAGGAUGAUCCUUCUUACAAUUACAAGGAGUAUGACUUACGUGACUUAAUGAAUGUAAAAUUUACUGGAGACUACUCUAAAAGCGGUCAUAUUCUCAUUUGUGCUCCUCUUAGAAAUGCUCGGGAUCAUUUGGGUAUGUUUUUCGAGCAUCUGCGGAACUUGAGCUAUCCUCAUCACUUGAUUGAUUUGGCGUUUUUAAUUUCUGAUACUAAUGAUGACACCUAUGACUCUUUAAAGUCUAAACUGGAGAUUAUUCAAAAAGAUGAUGAUCCAAAGAUGCAUUUCAAUAGUGCAGUCAUUUAUUUAAAAGACUUUGGUGCUUUAGUAGGUCAGGAAUUUAGUGAUCGACACGGAUUUGCUGCACAAGGUCCUAGACGUAAACUGAUGGCUCGCGCACGUAACUGGUUGUUGUCCGCUGCUCUCAAGCCAUAUCACUCUUGGGUUUACUGGCGUGAUGUGGAUGUUGAAACUGCCCCAAGAACCAUUUUGGAAGACCUUAUGCGUCAUGAUAAAGACGUUAUUGUACCCAAUGUAUAUCGCCCUCUUCCAGAUUGGUUUGGUACCACUGAACAAGCUUAUGAUUUGAAUUCUUGGUCUGAAUCAGAAACGGCCCUCCAAUUAGCUGAAACACUUGAUGAAGAUGCUGUUAUUGUUGAAGGAUAUGCUGAAUAUGCUACGUGGAGACCUCAUUUGGCCUAUCUUCGUGAUCCUAAUGGCGACCCUAAUUUCGAAAUGAGUUUAGAUGGUAUUGGUGGUGUCUCAAUUAUGUCUAAGGCAAAGAUCUACUUUGAGGGAUGUCAUUUCCCUGCUUUCUCAUUUGAACGCCAUGCUGAAACUGAGGGAUUUGGUAAAAUGGCCAAGCGCAUGGGCUUUUCUGUAGUUGGCCUACCUCACUACGUUAUUUGGCAUAUCUAUGAACCAAGUGAUGAGGAUAAAGUUAUCAUGGCCGAAAUGGAGAGAGAACGGAAGGAAAGAGAGGCAGCCGAAAGAGAAGCGGAAGCUCAAGCUCAUCGUGCUCAAAGUGCGACUCAGCGGUAUAAUGACGAUGGGGCUGAAGAAGGUCCUUUAGCUCAUGGUAAUGACCAAAGUUCCUAAACAUGUUUCAAAACGAUAAAAAGUGCUUUUAGUCGUGAUAUUUUACUAGUUUUCUAGAGGCGAUAAAAGCGCAAAGCUUACUUCUCUAAUUAUUUUACCAGCAUAUUAUGUUAAUAAGCGGAUUCAUUUACUUCUAGAGUCUUUCUUUUACUUGUCUCAUAAUAAUUGCCUUUAUUUAAUUGCUUGUAUCCAUACGUAUUUGAUAUAUCUUACUGGGUAUUGUACGGCAAGCUUUUAAGUCAAAGUUAUAAAACUAUAGGUUUCUGGAAACGCUCCACAGAGUAUAGAACAAAGAAGCUUACGCUGGUGCCUAUGUAUAUGUUUUGACUGAAUUUCAGUUAAUUUACCUUUUUUUGUUUUAUUUUUCUCCUUUUUUGAAUGCAGUAAAAAAUGUCGAAAUUUUUUAUAUAAGAUAUAGGUUUUUUUUUUUUUUUUUU
Molecule: messenger RNA, 1867 nt
Organism: Schizosaccharomyces octosporus yFS286
Lineage: Eukaryota; Fungi; Ascomycota; Schizosaccharomycetes; Schizosaccharomycetales; Schizosaccharomycetaceae
Product: anp family mannosyltransferase complex subunit
Exons: 1
Coding region: 126-1430 (434 amino acids)
Biological process (GO): protein N-linked glycosylation; cell wall mannoprotein biosynthetic process
Cellular component (GO): mannan polymerase complex
Molecular function (GO): alpha-1,6-mannosyltransferase activity
Source: RefSeq, a predicted model, not a curated record